Molecule: messenger RNA, 439 nt
Organism: Racocetra persica
Lineage: Eukaryota; Fungi; Glomeromycota; Glomeromycetes; Diversisporales; Gigasporaceae
Source: the annotation of a GenBank genome assembly
CCAGAGGCUGUUAAAUGGCCAGGUUUUACUCAAUACUUCAUGCCAGUUUGGGAUCAAGAAGAAAUCAUCACGCUUUGGGCCCUUCAAUAUAAGAAUAAAGAAAAUAAUGAAGGCAAAGAGCUCACACUUGAAUUAGUCGGGUCCUUGUUAGACAAGUGGGGUCCAAUACCCAGAUCAGUUCUUUUAAAGUGGGACGAUAAGACAUAUCAGGAGAAAUACGAUAAUCUGAUUGCUAAGGCCGACUUAGAAAGUUGUAUGAACUCUAUUGAUAAAGCAGGAAUGCCUAUAGAUACAGUUAGUGGCAGACUCGUACAUCUCGAUGUAAAAUCAAGGUUUACGAAAGUUGUGUACCGCUUUGCUUCUCCGAUGGUAUCUAACACAUUGAUCCAGGCAUAUCAAACUAAAACAAGGAGUAGCGUUCGCGAUUUUAUCAUAAGCA